Molecule: messenger RNA, 1506 nt
Organism: Chenopodium quinoa (quinoa)
Lineage: Eukaryota; Viridiplantae; Streptophyta; Magnoliopsida; Caryophyllales; Amaranthaceae
Product: cellular nucleic acid-binding protein homolog
Exons: 5
Coding region: 489-1259 (256 amino acids)
Molecular function (GO): zinc ion binding; nucleic acid binding
Source: RefSeq, a predicted model, not a curated record
UUUGUACAUCAUGUUCUUUCCGCGAAACAACGGUAAGAUACAAGGUACCCACGCCUGUAGUAACCACACACUGGCCGCCCAAUUGCCACCCCUAGGCCCGACGUGCGGGCUCGAAAAUUAACCCGAUCCAACUUGACUCAACCCAAUAUGAUCCGCCCCGAGCUUAACUUGACCCGAUGAAUUGUUGACCCAAAACCCAAACUGACUCGUCCCGAACCUGGGUAGUUUGCCAGGUUUACAAGUAUGGUUAAAAAAAAAAAAACCGAUGAACGUUGACCAAAUGUCUUCCUCCUCUCUCUCAAUUUCUCAUUGAAGCGCACUCCACGUUCUCCAUUGAUAUCUCUAUCCUCCAUUAAAGCAGCUUCUGAGAACCUUUCUAGGAUUGAACUAGGAAAUUGGACCUCUUAGCCUUGGCUGUGAGAAUACUAAGAGAAACAUUUGUGUAAGACCGCCUUACUAGACCACUUUUAUUUUAGUCUUGGCGCAUUAUGGAUGCAAACAGAGAUUCAGGGGGUAGAAUUUUCCGGAACAGAGAGCGGCCAUCAUAUGCUCCAUACCAAAAGGAUCGUAGAGGUUUUAGGCAAAGUUAUCUAUGUAAGAACUGUAAGCGGCCUGGGCAUUUUGCUAAAGAAUGUCCAAAUGAUUCUGUGUGCAACAACUGUGGGCAACCUGGGCACAUGGCUGCUGAAUGUAACUCAAAAACAAUGUGUUGGAACUGCAAAGAACCAGGUCAUCUAUCUGCUGAAUGCAAGAAUCAACCUAUUUGCCACUCCUGUGGGAAGAUGGGUCAUCUGGCCCGAGAGUGUCCUAAAUCAAGCGAUCCAAGAGUUUGCAGCAAUUGUUUCCAGCCAGGCCAUUUGACAGCAGACUGUAUGAAUGAAAAAGCAUGCAACAAGUGCCGAAAACCUGGCCACCUUGCUCGUGAUUGUCUCAAUGAGCCUAUUUGCAACUCCUGCAAUUUGACUGGACAUAUGGCCCGCUAUUGUCCUAAUCUAACUUUCCCGCCACCAUAUCCACCACCAUUGAUGUUUAGGGGCCCUCCACCCAUGCUUGGUGGCCCACCACCUAUUCCUCCGCCCAUUGCUGGGGGUCAAUUGUAUGAUAUCUUCUGUCAAAAUUGUGGACGUCCAGGACACAUAAGUCAUCAAUGCAUAUACAUGAUUAUGUGUGGUGCCUGUGGUGGCCGUGGUCAUCGAUCAUUUGAAUGCCCAUCAGGUCCAAUGCUUGAUAUGAAUCAUAUGAUCUAUCGGCGAUUUUGACAAUUUACUGAUAUAUGAAAAGUUCAUUUAUAGAUUUACAAAUUUUUGCUGAAUACAUCGUAGUAUACUUAUUGAACUUGGUCUUUUGAAAGAAAUUGUAUGUUCUAUCAUCACCCCUAAUUCUCUGAUCGUUCAGGUAUGAUGAUUUUACAUAUUGGCCCUUUUGGAUUGGUUUGGUUUGUUUUUCCUUUUUUCGGUUGGGAACAAACCAUCAUUAAAAUAAGGGAGCAAAAAAUUAGUUUCAAGU